Molecule: messenger RNA, 520 nt
Organism: Perognathus longimembris pacificus (Pacific pocket mouse)
Lineage: Eukaryota; Metazoa; Chordata; Mammalia; Rodentia; Heteromyidae
Product: CMRF35-like molecule 6
Exons: 3
Coding region: 1-465 (154 amino acids)
Cellular component (GO): plasma membrane
Molecular function (GO): transmembrane signaling receptor activity
Source: RefSeq, a predicted model, not a curated record
AUGACUUCUGCGGGGCGACAAUGUAUAAAUAUGAAGACCGAAGGCGAAAAGGGAGAAGUGAGCAGAGUGUUCACCCAUGACCAUCCUGAGAACCUCACCUUCACUAUGAUCUGGAAGAGCCUCUUGCUGGAGGACACAGGCUCCUACUGGUGUGAGAUUGAGGAACCCCUGGCUAAAGGAAGUCAUGACAACUUCAAGUUUGAGGUGUCUGUGCUCCCAGCCUACAGCUCCAAGAACAACAAGAUCUCCCUGGAGCCCCCCACCCUGGGGCCUCCACCAAUGUACACCUGGCCCAGCACCACAAGGAAGGUUACUCCGGGACCCAGCCCUCAGCCAGGGUCCCUGAUGUGCAGUGUCCACUUCGUGGUGCUGGUCUUUCUGGAGCUGCCCCUGCUCCUGAGCAUGCUCAGUGCAGUCCUCUGGGUGAACAGGCCUCUGAGGAGGCCAAGGCAGGAGGUGGAUUAAACCGGAUUAUGAGCACCAGUGACAUCCGUGGCCAGCUACUGCAGCCCUUGGGGAU